This is a messenger RNA of Mesoplodon densirostris (Blainville's beaked whale), 1668 nucleotides long. It is a transcript of the gene RAD21L1, whose product is annotated as RAD21 cohesin complex component like 1. Bases 1 to 1668 code for a protein of 555 amino acids. NCBI's taxonomy places the organism in Eukaryota, Metazoa, Chordata, Mammalia, Artiodactyla, Ziphiidae. Gene Ontology annotation, cellular component: synaptonemal complex; cohesin complex. The record is from RefSeq and is a predicted model, not a curated record. Gene Ontology annotation, molecular function: chromatin binding; protein binding. Gene Ontology annotation, biological process: replication-born double-strand break repair via sister chromatid exchange; synaptonemal complex assembly; mitotic sister chromatid cohesion. The transcript has 13 exons.
AUGUUCUACACACAAGUGCUUAUGAGUAAGCGAGGGCCAUUGGCCAAAAUCUGGCUUGCAGCUCACUGGGAGAAGAAACUCACAAAGGCCCAUGUAUUUGAAUGUAAUCUAGAAAUAACCAUUGAAAAAAUUCUUUCACCUAAGGUGAAAAUUGCACUUCGAACUUCAGGACACCUUCUUUUGGGAGUUGUUCGAAUCUAUGAUAGGAAGGCAAAAUAUCUUUUGGCAGAUUGCAAUGAAGCAUUGCUGAAAAUGAAGAUAACAUUUCGCCCAGGACUGGUUGACCUUCCAAAAGAGAAUCUCGAAGCAGCUUACAAUGCAAUCACAUUGCCAGAAGAAUUUCAUGAUUUUGACCCCCAAAAUGUGAAUGCUAUUGAUGUUUCAGAACACUUUACUCAGAACCAGAGCAAACCACAAGAAAUCACACUUAGAGAAGAUUAUGACAAUGAUCUACUUUUCCACACUGGGAGCUUUGAGGAGGAACCUGAAAUUCUCAGAAGACAUAGCUUCUUUGAUGACAACAUAUUGCUAAAUUCCAGUGGUCCUUUAGUUGAACAUAGUUCUGGAAACGUCACUGCAGAAAUAUUUCUGUUCUAUGACGAUGGAGAUGGAUUUGGAGAUGAAGGGACUGCAGGAGAUAUGAUUGACAAUCUAUUGCAAGAUGAUCAGAAUAUCCUGUUAGAAGACAUGCAUUUAAAUAGAGAAAUUUCCGUGCUUCCUGAGCCUCCUGAUACUAUAGUGGUAGAACCAGAUAAUCCAGAGUGUGUAUGUCCACCUGAAAAUGAAAAAAUGGAUGAAACCACAUUAUCAAAUGAAGAGGAAGGAUUUACCCUUGACCCAAUUGUUACUUCAGACAUUGCUGAAAAAAGAAAAGGCAAGAAGAGGAAACUGCUCAUAGAUCCAGUCAAGGAGAUCAGUAGCAAAAUUAUGCAUAGACAGCUUACUACCUUUACGGACACACUCAUGGUUUUGGAACUUGCACCUCCUACCCAAAGGUUGAUGAUGUGGAAGCAGAGGGGAGGAGCAGACACACUUCUGUCAACUGCUGCCCAGGAUCUGACUCAUGCUGAACUGAAAAUGUUGUUUACAAAAUGCUUUGUGUCCUCUGGCUUUAAACAUGGAAGAAAAUUGAUGCAGAAGGAGUCAGUAAGGGAAGAAAUGAGAAGCGAAAACAUAGUAGAGACCUCCAUGAUGGGAGAGCCAAAUUCCCUGCAAGAGUUAAGUCAAUCCAAAACUUGGAAGGAAGCGACUGAUGGAUCUAAGUGUAGCUCUUGUGAGGAUACCAAUAAAAAUAUUAACUCUGAUCAGGGUAUUGCUGAAAUGGUAUCUUCAGCUGCUGAGGAAUCAUCUUUAAUGAAUGCCAUCUUAGCACAAGAAAUUGAAAAUUGUCCAAUUGAAUUGGAGUUGUUGGGGAGUGAAAAAAAUAUUGAGGUGGAGAGAUGGAAUCGAAGAAUACUUCAGAUGUUACAUAGCUUGCGGGAAUCCAACAAGAUGGGAAUGCAGUACUUUAGUCUGAUGAAGCUCUGCAGAAAUAAUGACCGAAAACAAGCUGCAGCCAAAUUUUAUAGUUUUCUUGUCCUAAAAAAACAGCGGGCUAUUGAGCUGAGCCAGAGUGCUCCCUAUGCAGAUAUUAUAGCUACAGUGGGACCAAUGUUCCAUAAAAUGUGA